Messenger RNA from Hydatigera taeniaeformis, 1242 nucleotides. The record is from the annotation of a GenBank genome assembly. Lineage: Eukaryota; Metazoa; Platyhelminthes; Cestoda; Cyclophyllidea; Taeniidae.
GUUCAAGCGGUCGAGAUAAGGACACAACGUCGACGUUUGCUAAAGGCUUGGGAUUGUCUCAAUGCCACAAUUGAAUUGCGUUCUCGCAUGCUUCAGGACGCCGAGACGUUGUCUAAGUGGUGUACUUGGCUUCAUCACACCUUGACUUGGAUCACAUCCAGUCACAACAUCAUCGUCUCAGCUCAAAAGCAUGAGAAUCAAGAAAUUGAAGUGCAUUCUGAUGGACAGCACAUUGUUCAUGUUGUUGGGGUCGUUGAGGAACCGAUGGAUCUGAGUUUUGAAGGAUUGGUGAAUUUCGGAUGGAUGAGAUUGAUGAACCAACACAAACAAGUGUGGGAUGAAAUUUGUGCCUGUGAGGUGAGCAUUCAAAGUCACUGUGAGGAGGGCACCACCGCAAUCAACUUUCAUGGUGUUCUGGAGACCGAUGAUUUUACAACCAUGUCAACCUUCUUCGACAUCCAUAAAAUGUUGGCCAAAAGUGUGGCUCAACUCCAAGCCGACUUGUGUGACGGAGGGUUAACGAAUGAGGGCGGUGUUGCCUCGGAUGUGCAAAAGGCUGCUUUCACUUCUCUGUGUGAGGUCAAACCCCUCCGACCCUCACAUUUCAUGAAGAGUGCGGCUGCUCUCUUAAUUGUCCAUUUCUACCGACUUAAAGUGGCUUGGUGGCGAUAUUGGCGUCAUUUGGAGGCACUGAGCGCCAAGUUGGAUUUAUUGAGAGAUAUUCAAAAUUUUGAGAAUUGGCUCACAUCAAUGGAAGAAGGCAUGGAUACAAGGGGUUUGGGUUCUAGCCUGGAGGAGACUAUGGCUCUCACUGAUAAACAUCGCGAGUUUUCACGAAGCCUUGCACUUCAAGGUGAAAAGUACAAGCGUUUAGCUGAAUUUGAAAUGGGAGAUGCGAAGCCACUUGAAGAUGCACCACUUGAACGCAUGGAGGGAGCGCUUCAUCACAAAGUGAGAAGUCAAAGACGCCUUAGCGGUGUAAAAGGUCUCGAACACUGGGAAAAGUGCUAUGCCCUGCUGAAACCCACUACAACAUCUUUGCAUGUACUUAACCUAGGCGGCCCUCCGACAGCCAAGAGAAGCUGGCCGCCCGAAAAUUCUAAUGCUGAACUCAGGUUGCCGCUGUUUCAAAAAAUGGCUGCCACUUUGGUGGAACAGAGUGGUGUCGACUCAGGAGUCUUCAAGAUACACAAUCCCGUGACUGGUGAAUAUCAUGAUUUUAAGGCAAGGACUCAUGUUUAA